AUGGGGCUUGCUUGUAAAGUGUUUGUGGUGAUAAUUUCUGUUCUUGUAUUUAUAGCUGUAGCUCUUAGUUUUUUAAAUGUUGAAUUAAAUGUUCCAAAACAAACUUAUAACCGUUUAACCGGUUAUCCAGUUUGGCAUCCAGUAAUUGAUGGAUAUGAUCAGACCCAACUUGAUGCAUUAAGUGUAUUUGUCGAGGUGGUGAUGGCAAUUGGUGCAUAUAUUGGAUAUCAUACAAUUAAAAAUAAGCCGAAAUCCAAGAAAUAUUCGACAAUAUUUUAUGAAUACAAUGAUGGACACAGCAAACGUAAAAGACAUAGAAAUGACGAGUUAUAUUAUUUGAUAGUGAUUUACAUUAUAACAACUAUUGUUUCAGGCUUUAUUUAUGCGAUAUUUGAUAUUGGUAAAUUAUUUGGAAUGGUUGCAGUCAAUCAUAAUAUAUUAGAAUAUGUGUUAAUAGUUUGGAUACUAUCAGGAGGAAAAAUCAACUAUUCAAAAUGGUAUGCAUUUUUCUUUAUACAUCUUUUGAUCGUUGGUGUACUUACUAUAUUCUUAAAAUGGCCUUAUGAUGCUAUUGCCUUUAGAAUUCAAGGCUUGACACUUGAUAUAUUAUUAUUUACUGAACUUACAAGAACAUAUUUUACAACACUUUGUAAUUUAAAACGAAAAAAUCGUAUUGCAUUGGUUGACGAUGCAUCGUUUAUUCAUGGAUUGGGCAACACUAUAAAUACCUUUUAUUAUGCUCAACAAACUCCUUAUUCUUUAGCAUUCGCAUUGUAUGCUUACUAUAUUUAUGUUGAUACUCGUAUUCCAGCGUCACCAUAUUCCAAAAAAAUAAUUUAUUUGCCAAAUAAUUCAAGUUAUAUAACUUUCGCAAUUAUUGUUCUCACACUUUCUUUCUCUCUCUUGGUUGUUAGAAUUAGUGUACUAAUUGAAUCUAAACAUGAUAACAGUGGUUGA
Molecule: messenger RNA, 957 nt
Organism: Entrophospora candida
Lineage: Eukaryota; Fungi; Glomeromycota; Glomeromycetes; Entrophosporales; Entrophosporaceae
Source: the annotation of a GenBank genome assembly